AUCGUGGGAGGAAAACAAAGCCAAAUAUAUCGAAAAUGUAAUUAUUUCAAGUCUUCAGUACUGUAUAUUUGCAUUCUGAACAUAACCUGCACUCGUUUGUUCGAUUAGUUAACCGUUUUCCGGCAUCGGAUUCCGUUUUGAGAGGUUGUUUAUCAGUAGUAGGGGGAACUUGAAACCGCUCUUGUCCCAUUUCCUCGGUUGUUUUGCUUUUUUCUCCUGGAUUCUCCAUGUUGGAGCAAUAGCGAGGUCUUUCACAGUGUCACUAGCAAGUGGAGCUACCGUUCAAUUACUUUUUUUACAUCCUGUUACAUAUAUGUGGCGGAAAAGGUAGCCAGUAUUAAGCAACAAAAACAGCUAGUGAAUACGUUUCGUCCGUUGCAACUUGGAGGAAGCGAAGAAAAACAAUUUGCUUUUUGGAUUAUAGCGAAAGAGAAGACCACAACGGCUUGCCUCAAGCGCGAGAGCUAACAGCUAGCUAGCUGAAUGUUGAAAGUGCCUGUGACUGGGGGGAACGGAUUGGAUUUAGAGGGGCUGCGCAUUUGUUAGAUGGAAAGUUCUAUCAUCACUCAAGUGCAAAAAGAAGAUACUCAGCUACCGUCCAAGACAGGCCAGGUGAGCAAAUCUUCCCCCAAAAAGCCUCGGAGCCGGAAUAUCUUCAAAGCGCUCUUCUGUUGCCUCCGAGCACAGGAUGUCCCCCAGUCUCCUCCCCCUUCCCAGGAUACUUUGCUGCCUCCUGAGGACAAUGGGACAAUCGCCAAGUAUGAUCUGCUCCAAACUCUUCGCUACCAGUAUCACCAAAUCCCAGGGACCUGCUUGCUACCCGAGGUGACCCCUCAGGACCAGGGCAAGAUCUGCGUGGUCAUCGACCUGGACGAGACUCUGGUGCACAGCUCCUUCAAGCCAAUCAGUAAUGCUGAUUUCAUUGUACCUGUGGAGAUUGAGGGGACGACGCACCAGGUCUAUGUUCUGAAGAGACCUCACGUAGAUGAGUUUCUGCAGAGAAUGGGGGAAAUGUUUGAGUGUGUCCUUUUCACUGCCAGUCUAGCCAAGUAUGCAGAUCCGGUAACGGAUCUGCUGGACCAGUGUGGGGUCUUCCGGGCCCGUCUCUUCCGGGAGUCCUGCGUCUUCCACCAGGGCUGUUAUGUUAAGGACCUGAGCCGCCUGGGCCGGGAUCUCAACAGGAUCCUCAUCCUGGACAACUCCCCCGCCUCUUACAUCUUCCACCCCGAGAAUGCUGUGCCUGUGGUGUCCUGGUUUGACGACCUAGAGGACACAGAACUGCUGAACCUGCUGCCCGCGUUUGAGGAGCUGAGUGAUGCGGAUGAUGUCUACGCCAAACUAAAGCAGCUGCGUGAACCCUGAUCAAACACUCGCACCUGUGCACCCGACCCGUCUGAAUGAUGCCUGCCCACACACACAUUAGUUUGCACACACAAAAAAAAAAAAAACAUGUAUGCAUAGAGGCAACACUAAGGAUACACAAAGCCAAACACAGACAGACACAUCAGUAUACACACAUACACUGAGGGCACAUAUAAACACAUACACACACACACACACACACACACACACACAUGCGCAAACACAGAAAAUCUCCCCCAAAGACUGCCCAUGCUGUGCCUGGUGCUUUCAGUUCCAGAAGCGGUAACAAUCGGACAGGUUGUCACUAAUAAAGAGCACUGCAGCCCCUCCCCCACAGUCACACACACACACACACGGUUGCGUACAUGCACACAUUUAAAUACAUACACACACUCCUACUUGGAGGAAGCAACCCCUCUAUCCCUUUUCCUCCCCUCCUCCAAAUGAACCUUAUAUUCAUAUAGCACUAAUCCACAACACCACGACCCUUCUUUCCCCUGAACGUGACUGGUGACUCUCUUACUGUAUGAACGUUACCCAUGCCAAAUCUCUCCCACAGACCUUCACUCUGCAACUCUCCAAUAGGAACGCACAGUCCCUAAUAACCCAGUACCCUCAUCGAUGUAUGCCAACUGGCACCGAGCAACAUUGUUUAAAGACUUCCUGUUAGAAAAGCAAAAUACUGCUCUAGUUUCCCUUGGGAAAUCUUAUCUUCAGGAAACGCCCUCAAUGCUGAACCACGGGCGCCCGAGACCCAAGCAACUUGACCGAGCACGACACUCAACGAAAAAGACACAGUGACCUACGACCAGACCUUUAUUCGGGAGCUUGGAGUCUCCAUCAUCGUGCCUUUUUUUUUUAGAGGAAAAAAAAAGCAAAGAGGACAAAUUUUAAAGGAAAGAAGAAAAAAAAGCUUUGUUCCUAAAAGAGAUGGUUGUUCUUUUUCAAUAGUUAGUUUUUUUCUAUAUACGUUUUCUAAAUGUCUUUUGAUGUUCUCUAUGUUAAAAAAAAUAUAGAUAUUUUUUGUAUUUUUUUUUCUGAUGUUGAGGAAGAACAGCCAUACAAUUUGAUAGCCUCUCUUCCUGGUUGUAUCUGUCUAAAAAAAAAAAAAAAAAGAAAACCUCAGUGUUUUUUGCCAGUGGUGACAUCAUCCUCAGCCAAUAGGGACCAUCGCAAUCAGUUCCUUUUCUAAGACCACUCUCUCAGUGUGUUCUGGUAGUUUUAUACCUUUCACUUUGCCUAGAUAUGCAAAUCUACCUGUCACACCUUUUCAAUUCAGUCUUUCUCAAGCAUUUUUUGGCCUUUAUCCAAUUCACCUAUUCGUAGGCCUUAAUUAUUUUGAGAUCCUACUGGGAAUUAGACUUAAAUUUGCCAUUGACGCAUUGCAACCACAGUAUUCAAGUAUGUAUCUUAGAUGGCUGUUCUGAGCAAUCUGAUUUUAUUUUAGGGUUGGGUGUAGAUGGUUGUUAAAACUUAGUGCUAUGCAUAUGGGUGUAAUUCUGCCACCCAAACCCCGCUAAACCAAACGUGGAUCUUUAUCAUUACUUUCUACCAAGUCAGCAUUUAACUGUAAAGUAUUGCUUAUUUGAAAAAAAGAAGAAGAAAAAAAGCAACCUUUAAGAAUAGAAUUACAAAUUGUAGUAGGGCAGGAAAAUUAAUUUGCGUAACAGCAUAUUAAAGCGAAGGACCUGUUUGUUUCUCCGUUCGGAGAAGGUGCCUGGUUGGUUUUGGUGGAUGUGAGAACAUCCGAGCUUGAAAGUAUGUUCAGCCCAGGCAAGCCCCAUCUGCUGCAUUUCUCUUUGUCAUUGUUGUGUUGUUCUUUCUCUUGCAUUCUUGUUUUUUUUUUUGUUUGUUUUGUUUUGUUUGCCAAAAGCCUCAAUAUUGUUCUUAAUACCCAAAUGAAGUGCCUUGACUGUGCACAAUUGGACUCUUUCUCCACUCCUAAAUCUUUUGUUUUCUUUUACCAUCAGAUUUAGUGUAUUUUUGUGGACUUGUACGCUGCAUAUUCAAGCAAAUGAAUCGCUCCAUAAAAUAAUUCUUUCCAAAGUGAUAAA
Alosa sapidissima (American shad) is the source of this 3416-nucleotide messenger RNA. It is a transcript of the gene ctdsp2, whose product is annotated as CTD (carboxy-terminal domain, RNA polymerase II, polypeptide A) small phosphatase 2. NCBI's taxonomy places the organism in Eukaryota, Metazoa, Chordata, Actinopteri, Clupeiformes, Clupeidae. Gene Ontology annotation, molecular function: RNA polymerase II CTD heptapeptide repeat phosphatase activity. Bases 547 to 1362 code for a protein of 271 amino acids. The transcript is spliced from 8 exons. The record is from RefSeq and is a predicted model, not a curated record.